Ectocarpus siliculosus is the source of this 1069-nucleotide messenger RNA. Lineage: Eukaryota; Phaeophyceae; Ectocarpales; Ectocarpaceae. The record is from the annotation of a GenBank genome assembly.
ACCCACCUACCGUUCGCGUGUUCGCGUUCACGUCUACACGUCUCUUUCUGCGUCUCUCCUCCAAAUAAUGUCGACUACGGGCACGCUCUCAUCGUACUUCACAAAGCGGCGGGAGGUUAAGAGCAGUCGCGCGGGCCCUGAAGAACUACACGUAGACAGCAGUUCAUCAUCCGGCUCGGUACGAGCACGGUUGGAGAAGAAACUGCAGGUGAAGCAGAAAACUGGAUUCGCCUUCAACUUUGCGGUAGACAGCGACGCAGAUGAACAGCGGCAAGGAGGUGGGCAGGAGGGGGGAGACGCUGGCGAACGAGGAUCAUUCUGCUUUAAUUUCAACCCAGCAGACGCCAGCGCUCCUACAUGUGUACCGGAGAGUAACGGAGCAAAAAGAAGAAGCGGCGAUGCCUCUAGCCUACGUGCAGCGCAGGACUUUCUCACCGUGGUCGAAAAGAGUGGAGCGCAACCUAGCGGGAAAAAGAAAAGGACGGGAGCAGGGAAGAAGAAGAAGAAGAAGAAGAAAAAGGGUGGCAAGGGGGAAGCGCAGCAGUCUCGAGAACAGAAAUCUCAAGAUCCUGUCGGGGAAGGACCUGAGCAAGACAAUGUCGUUGAUUGCCCGACCUUCUCCGGUCACUGCACCGUGGGCGACGGCGGAGGGGAAGCAACGAGCAGCGCCGUCGCCUCUCUUCCCGCCGCCGCUGCGAGUGACUCGAGCCCCAAGCGCGAGCACAGGCAACGCCCCCCCGGGCUGCGGCCACCGCCCGGCUUCACGCUGGAAAGCUGGAAGGAUCCUGCCAUAACCGGCGAGGAGCGGCGACGAAGGAGGUUCGGCAGCGGGGUACGGAACAUGGUCGCUAUUCAGCGCAGUUGUGACGCAAGGCGAGGCUUGAUUCCGGAUGGAGAAGUGGGGGAAGAAAAGUUGCCCGAGAGGCAGGGGGGAGGGCUGGGCAGGCCUGGUUGCGACAGAGCACGAGGGAUGGUUGGCGCCGGGGCUCCAGGCAGUACCACCGGCGGUGGAUCAUCGGUUUUUGCUUUCGGCUUUGACAUCGGUAUAUCGUUCGAUGGUGGCAGCUGA